UGAGGUCGGGUAUGUUCCGGGUGAUGGUCGGGUAUGAGGUCGGGUGUGUUCCGGGUGAUGGUCGGGUGUGGGCUCGCGUGUUCCGGGUGUUACUCUCUGUUCCGGGUGAUGUGGCAGGAGGCGGUGCUAUGUAUGAGGCGGAUGCGGCCUGGUCGUGUUGUUCUUCCCCGGUCUCUGGUCAUUUCUCCCGCCGUUCUGCAGUCGCUGCUCCCGGCCUCCUCCGCCGUCUCUCCCGGUAUCAUGGACGGGAUGUGGCUCCUCUCCGGGGCCUGUAUCCUCUUCACACUCACCAUGUUCUCCAGCGGCCUAUCGGACCUCCGUGUGAUGGUAUCUAAGCGCACUGUGGAUAAUGUCCAGUUCUUGCCGUUCUUGACAACAGAUCUGAAUAAUCUGGGCUGGCUGUAUUAUGGCUUCCUGAAGGGGGAUGGGACACUGAUCACAGUGAACUCGAUCGGAGCCUCCCUACAGACUGUGUAUAUUGUGGCCUUCAUACUCUACUCAGCGGAGAAGCGUCCUCCCAUAUAUCAGGUGCUCUUGUCGCUGGGAGUCCUGGUUUUGGGGUACAUCUAUUUCUACCUCUGGAUCCCAGAUGUAGGCGCUCGUCUUAACCAGCUGGGUCUGUUCUGCAGCGUGUUCACCAUCAGCAUGUACCUGUCCCCGCUCACCGACCUG
Messenger RNA from Hyla sarda, 672 nucleotides. RefSeq names its product solute carrier family 50 member 1 (gene SLC50A1). Lineage: Eukaryota; Metazoa; Chordata; Amphibia; Anura; Hylidae. The record is from RefSeq and is a predicted model, not a curated record. Gene Ontology annotation, molecular function: sugar transmembrane transporter activity. Gene Ontology annotation, biological process: carbohydrate transport. Gene Ontology annotation, cellular component: membrane.